AUGGCGGUGGGGGACGCGCUGCGCCGGCUCUGCGAGGAGGUCGGCUGGUCCUACGCCGUCUUCUGGAAGGCCAUCGGCGCCGCCGACCCUGUGCAUUUGGUGUGGGAGGACGGUUGCUGCGGCCACGCGUCAUGCUCCGCCGGAUCUGAGGCUCCUGAAGCUGGGUGUGAGCCGGGCACCAGUGUGUGCACGCUUGUUAGGAAGGUCAUGGCCUCGCAAAUUCAUGUUGUUGGUGAAGGUACCAUUGGCCGUGCUGCUUUCACUGGAAAUCAUCAAUGGAUUGUCCAUGAUCCUGCUGCCAAUGAUCACAAUCUCAGACCCGAGCUUGCCGCUGAGAUGAAUCAUCAAUUUGCAGCUGGCAUUCAGACUAUUGCAAUUAUUCCUGUGUUACCACGAGGUGUACUGCAGCUAGGCUCUACAAGUGUGGUAGUGGAAAAUACCAACCUUGUGCUCCAGUAUAAGAAGCUGUGUUCUCAGCUGAACAAUCGGUCGAGUAUGGCUUCAUCAUCAUCUGUUAAAAAUGAUUCGAACCGGAAAGUUCAGUCACGCCCUUUGAGUGGCCCCACAAGUAUAUACCCUGCAGAUACACGCUCAAAGGUUUUUAGUGGAUCCCCAAUGACAUAUCAACAAUGUUAUGGUCCUGAUGGCACAACUGUGUCUAGUAGUACAUUGGCAAACAUGGGCAGUAAUGCUUCAAUGCUUAUGGUUGCACAAAGAAAUGGCCAAGUGGGUAAAGAACACAUUCUAUAUGCUCCUGACAUGAGAUUCAGACCGCAAAACCCUUACUGUGACAGGAGAGUUCAGAGUAACACCCAAAGUAGUGUUGUGAGCUCUGGUUUUAUCUCAUCUAUCUCAGCAUCAAUGGAAAGGCAUCCAUUGAUGACCAACAGUGAACAGUUAGAACAAGGACACCCUGGAGAAUCAUCAGAUCCCAGAAAUGUUCUCUUGAAAUCUCUUGCAUACCGUAACCCUUUAGUCCAUGAGAACACAAACAUGACUUUGUUGCAUGGCAUAGGCCAGGUGCCAGGUUUUGUUAAUGGUCAUGGGGGUUUUGAUUUUCUCCCAGAAGGCACUAGGGUAGUCAAGGGUAACCUGUAUGGCAGCACAGCAAAUCAAAUUUUAGACCAAAGAUGGAGUUCUACUUCUGGGAUGACAGGGCACAGGCCAACUGUUUCAUAUAAAAUGCCCCAAUCUACCCAAUUUGUUAGGAAAACGGAGAGUCCCAAGAGAGAGACAUGCCAAGCUUCUGCUGCUCUGUCGUCUGGCUCUGAUAUUCAGGUUUCUGGUGGCUUGAAAACAGCCAUUUCUCAAGAGAAUCAGAUGAGUACCUCAGAUCUUAUUGGCCCAAAAAAGGCUAAUGAAGUGCAUGACCCUACUGAUGCAAUUGUUCAAGCUGUCAAGAAUAUGGAUCGCCGCAGGCUCCCAGACAUAUCUAAUGAGAGAUCACCGCCGCUCCUUAUGGAUCCUGCUGCAGAAAGUGAUUUGUUUGACAUGUUUGGUUCCGAAUUUCAUCAUUUGUGCCGCAAUGUGGAUAAUGAUCUUACCUGGAAAGCUGCAAAACCUGAGAGUUCAAAUAGAGAUGUACCUGAAUCCUCUGUUCAUCUUGGUUCCUCUCCAGCCUUCAGUUCAGUGGAUGACGAGUUCCCUUAUUCUGGGAUCUUCUCACUGACUGAUACCGACCAACUGUUGGAUGCAGUUGUCUCCAAUGCCAAUCCUGGUGGCAAGCAGAUCUCUGGUGACAGUGCUUCUUGCAAGACUUCAGUGACAGAUAUUCCUAGCACUUCGUAUGGUCGCUUAAAAGAGCCAAAGCAGGUUGCUCCUCUGCUAAUCAACAAUGAGUUAGCCGUUUCAAAUUUUGUUAAACAGUCAUCUUUCCCAGAAAAGGCAGAGGAUGGCUGUCUUUCUCAAAAUAAUGCAAUACAGAAAUCUCAGAUACGCCUCUGGAUUGAGAGCGGACAGAACAUGAAAUGUGAAAGUGCCUCGGCCUCAAACAGCAAGGGUGUUGAUACGUCAAGCAAGGCAAGUCGAAAGAGGUCUCGACCAGGAGAGAAUCCUAAGCCACGACCAAAGGACCGCCAGCUUAUUCAGGAUCGUAUAAAGGAGCUCCGGGAACUUGUACCUAAUGGCAUAAAGUGUAGCAUUGAUGCAUUGUUGGAGAAGACCAUUAAGCACAUGCUUUUCUUGCAAAGUGUGACAAAGCAUGCAGAUAACCUCAAGGACUCAAGUGAAUCUAAGAUUCUUGGUGGUGAGAAUGGUCCACUUAAAGACUACUUCGAAGGUGGUGCAACUUGGGCCUUUGAUGUUGGUAGUCAAUCUAUGACAUGUCCAAUCAUUGUCGAGGAUCUUGAGCGGCCUCGUCAGAUGCUUGUGGAGAUGCUUUGUGAGGAUAGAGGUAUCUUCUUGGAGAUAGCUGACUUUAUUAAAGGACUAGGAUUAACCAUCUUAAGGGGUGUUAUGGAAGCACGCAAAAAUAAAAUCUGGGCACGGUUCGCUGUUGAGGCCAACAGGGAUGUGACUAGAAUGGAAAUCUUCCUUUCCCUAAUGCGCUUGCUGGAACCGAGUUGUGAUGGUGGUGGAGCAGGAGAGAAUCCUAAUAACAACACAAAAAUGCCUCUUGGGAUUGUGCGGUAUCCCGUGAUCCCUGCGACAGGUCAUCUUAGGUGA
Molecule: messenger RNA, 2664 nt
Organism: Miscanthus lutarioriparius
Lineage: Eukaryota; Viridiplantae; Streptophyta; Magnoliopsida; Poales; Poaceae
Source: the annotation of a GenBank genome assembly